CCUUGCAUUCCAUCCCUGCUCUCCCCUCUUCUGAGUACUUCACUCUGGGCUCCUGUCUGUGAAGUUUUUCGCUCGCGCAUCUUUUUCUCGCAUUUUUCACCAUCUCUUCCUCUUUCUUUGGAAGCUAAUGAGAGACAUUGGCUCCGAUUAAGCAACUGUUCAAGACCCGGGGUGCGCGAGGGGGAUCGACAUAGUGGUGAAGGGGCCCAGGAGGGCCAGGGUGAUGGAGAGUACCCCUGCAAGGGGCGGACUGAACCGAGUGCACCUACAAUGCAGGAAUCUACAGGAAUUCUUAGGGGGCUUGAGCCCUGGAAUAUUGGACCGAUUGUAUGGUCACCCUGCCACUUGCCUGGCUGUCUUUAGGGAGCUCCCAUCUUUAGCUAAAAACUGGGUGAUGCGGAUGCUGUUUUUGGAGCAGCCUUUGCCACAGGCUGCUGUAGCCCUGUGGGUAAAGAAGGAAUUCAGCAAGGCUCAGGAGGAAAGUACAGGGCUGCUGAGUGGCCUCCGCAUCUGGCACACCCAGCUGCUCCCUGGUGGUCUUCAGGGCUUUAUCCUCAACCCCAUCUUUCGCCAGAACCUCCGCAUUGCCCUUCUGGGUGGGGGGAAGGCCUGGUCUGAUGACACAAGUCAACUGGGACCAGACAAGCAUGCCCGGGAUGUUCCCUCACUGGACAAGUAUGCUGAAGAGCGAUGGGAGGUGGUCUUACACUUUAUGGUAGGCUCUCCCAGUGCAGCUGUCAGCCAGGAUUUGGCUCAGCUCCUCAGCCAGGCUGGGCUCAUGAAGAGUACUGAACCUGGAGAGCCACCCUGCAUUACCUCUGCUGGCUUCCAGUUCCUCUUGCUGGACACACCUGCCCAACUGUGGUACUUCAUGUUGCAGUAUCUGCAGACAGCCCAGAGCCGGGGUAUGGAUCUAGUGGAGAUUCUCUCUUUCCUCUUCCAGCUCAGCUUUUCUACUCUGGGCAAGGAUUACUCUGUGGAGGGUAUGAGUGAUUCUCUGUUGAAUUUCCUGCAACAUCUUCGAGAGUUUGGGCUUGUUUUCCAGAGGAAGAGGAAAUCUCGACGUUACUAUCCCACACGCCUGGCCAUCAAUCUCUCAUCAGGUGUCUCUGGGGCUGGGGGCACUGUGCAUCAGCCAGGCUUCAUUGUUGUGGAAACCAACUAUCGACUGUAUGCCUACACGGAGUCGGAGCUGCAGAUUGCCCUCAUUGCCCUCUUCUCUGAGAUGCUCUAUCGCUUCCCCAACAUGGUAGUGGCACAGGUGACCCGGGAGAGUGUGCAGCAGGCCAUUGCCAGUGGCAUCACAGCCCAGCAGAUAAUCCAUUUCCUAAGGACAAGGGCCCACCCAGUGAUGCUCAAACAGACCCCUGUGUUGCCCCCUACCAUCACUGACCAAAUUCGUCUGUGGGAGCUAGAAAGAGACAGACUACGGUUCACCGAGGGUGUCCUGUAUAACCAGUUCCUGUCCCAAGUGGACUUUGAGCUGCUGCUGGCCCACGCACGGGAGCUGGGUGUGCUCGUGUUCGAGAACUCGGCUAAGCGACUCAUGGUGGUGACCCCCGCAGGGCACAGUGACGUGAAGCGCUUCUGGAAGCGGCAGAAGCACAACUCCUGAAAGAGCUUAAUCCCCACUGGACCUGGGCGGGUGGGACCGGGCAGGGCGGGCAUGCGGGCCGUGUGACGGCGGGCGCGGCCUCACAACUCAGGUGUUUUUUAUUUACACGCCAGGACUUCUCUUGUUUAAUAA
Sciurus carolinensis (gray squirrel) is the source of this 1747-nucleotide messenger RNA. It is a transcript of the gene Gtf2h4, whose product is annotated as general transcription factor IIH subunit 4. The record is from RefSeq and is a predicted model, not a curated record. Lineage: Eukaryota; Metazoa; Chordata; Mammalia; Rodentia; Sciuridae. Gene Ontology annotation, biological process: nucleotide-excision repair. Gene Ontology annotation, molecular function: ATPase activator activity; double-stranded DNA binding. The transcript is spliced from 14 exons. Bases 224 to 1615 code for a protein of 463 amino acids. Gene Ontology annotation, cellular component: transcription factor TFIIH core complex; transcription factor TFIIH holo complex.